AUGGAAACCCAGCUCGCAUCGCACCGCUCCGGGCGCAGCUCCUCGAGCUCCGUCGACGUCGUCGCGACCGAAAAGCAAAAGCUCGCCUCAGUGCAACUAUCGCAAGAAAACCCCAACGGGCUGCCCGACCUGCGCAACUCAGCAUCCCCCAAGCGCUGGAAAACAUUCUGGAACUCCUUCCGGUACCUGCAGCACCUCACGCCCAAACAGGUCGACGACUUCAUGGCCUCGUACGUCAUCUACAACCUCGACUGGUCGGACGAGCAGGAGAUGGUGCGCGUCCUGGGCGCCAACUACCAGGACAAAAUCGGCGACUGUCUGCAGGCCUACUACGGCGUGCUGAACCACCUGUGCGCGCUCGGCGAUGUCGAGAAAAUGUAUAUCCCGCCGUUCAUGAGCGCGCGCGCCUCCGUGCUCGAGAACCAGCUGCUGUACGAGGAGUCGAUUGCGCAGGACAUCGGGCUGCAGAGCGGACACCGCGUGUUGGAUCUGGGCUGCGGGCGCGGGCGCGUCGCGGCGCAUAUGGCGCAGUAUUCCGGCGCGAGAGUCACAGGCCUGAAUAUCGAUCCGAACCAGGUGGCGCAGGCGCGGCAGUUCAAUGAGGAGAUGGGGUUCGGCAAGACGAAUGAGUUUGUCGUGCAGGACUUUAAUGCGCUGCCGCUGCCGUUUGACGAUGGGAGCUUCGACGCCUUCUACCAGAUCCAGGCGCUGAGUCUGUGCAAGGAUCUCGGGGCGCUGUUUCGCGAGAUCUACCGGGUGACCAAACCGGGGGCCAGGAUCUCGCUGCUCGACUGGGUCAGUCUGCCUGGGUAUGACGGCGCGAAUGAAGAGCAUGCCGAGCUGAUGCGGCGCGUCAAGCCGUUGAUUGGGGCUGUGGGCACACCUACGCCGGAGAUUCUGGAGACGGCGCUCAUGGAGGCUGGGUUCACGGUGCUGCGAUCGGACAAUGCCAGCGUGGGCGACUUGCAGGCGCCGCUGAUUGACAAGGUGGACUUGUACUUCCGGUCGAUGCGCCAGGUGAUUCUGGGGCUGGUCAAGACGCACGUCCUGCCCAAGCACUUCAAGACGCUGAUCAACCGGCUGUGUCUGGACGGGCAGGCGUUUGUCAAGAUGGACAAGAUGCGUCUGAUCACGACGAGUUAUCGCAUUAUUGCGCAGAAGCCGAACUAG
Aspergillus puulaauensis is the source of this 1170-nucleotide messenger RNA. Its product is annotated as class I SAM-dependent methyltransferase. Gene Ontology annotation, cellular component: endoplasmic reticulum. NCBI's taxonomy places the organism in Eukaryota, Fungi, Ascomycota, Eurotiomycetes, Eurotiales, Aspergillaceae. The transcript has a single exon. The coding region runs from base 1 to 1170 and encodes 389 amino acids. Gene Ontology annotation, biological process: ergosterol biosynthetic process. Gene Ontology annotation, molecular function: sterol 24-C-methyltransferase activity. The record is from RefSeq and is a predicted model, not a curated record.